Molecule: messenger RNA, 1593 nt
Organism: Coniophora puteana RWD-64-598 SS2
Lineage: Eukaryota; Fungi; Basidiomycota; Agaricomycetes; Boletales; Coniophoraceae
Product: Mov34-domain-containing protein
Exons: 7
Coding region: 125-1432 (435 amino acids)
Biological process (GO): protein deneddylation
Cellular component (GO): COP9 signalosome; cytoplasm
Molecular function (GO): protein binding; deNEDDylase activity; metallopeptidase activity
Source: RefSeq, a predicted model, not a curated record
GCGAUACACUGAGACAGACAUAGAGAGCUUAUACAACCUCUCACUCAGUGGCGGCUCGCGAUCACACCCUCACCCUCUACCCACAUCUCCCACUCCCCUGAACCUCCGCUCUCAUAAAGCCCCAAUGGCCUCAUCAUCCAAGCCCCCGCCCGGCGCAACCGGCACCGGCUCAAGCGCCAGCACGAGCACCACUACGAACAAGAAUGCAAGCUCCAGCGGCGGCAGCAGCAUCUCGACGUCGUCCAUGAACGCGCUCAAGACGUUCUCGCUCGCCAACGACGUCUUCGAGGUGCACCCGCAGGACGAGAUAUUGCGGUACGAUGCUGCGGCGCAUCGGACGCUUGUGAACAGCGAGCCGUGGAAGAAGGACCCGCAUUACUUCAAGUCGUGCAAGAUCUCGGCGAUUGCGCUCAUCAAGAUGGUCAUCCACGCGCGCUCGGGCGUGCCCCUCGAGGUGAUGGGCAUCAUGCAGGGCAAAGUGCAGGGCGACGCGCUCGUCGUGCACGACGCGUUCGCGCUCCCCGUGCAGGGCACCGAGACCCGCGUGAACGCCGCGAACGAGGCGAACGAGUAUAUGGUUACGUAUGUUUCCGAGAGCGAGAAGGUGAAGCGGCUGGAGAACGCGGUCGGGUGGUACCACUCGCACCCCGGAUACGGGUGCUGGCUCUCGGGCAUCGACGUGAACACGCAGAUGACGAACCAGAACUUCCAGGACCCGUUCGUGGCCGUCGUCAUCGACCCCAACCGCACCAUCUCGGCGGGCAAAGUUGACAUCGGCGCCUUCCGCACCUUCCCGGAGAACUACACCCCGCCGUCCUCGACUUCCACCGGGGGUGCCGGAGGCGGAGGAGACGGAUACCAGAGCAUCCCGCUCGCGAAGAUCGAGGAUUUUGGUGUGCACGCGAACCAGUAUUAUAGUCUCGACGUGGAGGUGUUCAAGAGCGCGCUGGACGAGGAGCUGUUGGGGUUGCUGUGGAACAAGUACUGGGUGAACACGUUGAGCCAGAGCCCGUUGAUCUCGAACCGCGCGUACGCCGUCUCGCAGCUCGCGGAUCUGCAUCAGAAGCUCGCAAAGGCCCAGGGUGCGGUCGCGAGCACCCGGGCGCCUGUGCCGAGCACGAAGGAGAUCCGCGACAAGGAGCGGGAGGCUCUCAGAGACGGCACCGGCACCGGUGCGGGCUCGUCGAGAGAUAAGGAAAAGGAAGCAAGCGGGGCGGCGGGCAAGGAGAAGGAGAAGGAGUCUACGGGUGGGAAGAAGGAUGGCAAGAAGGAGGAGAACCAGCUCGCGAAGGCUGUCAAGGACAGCACGAAGAUCGCGGCGGAGGCGCAGCACGGGCUCAUCGCGCAGGUGAUCAAGGAUAUCGUCUUUUCGCGGCGCCCUGGGUCCGGCCCUGAGGCGGGCGAGGCGCUGGAUACGAUGGUUAUCGGUUGAAGACGUUGCAGUGAGAUGAAGUGCAGUGUAACAUACGGAUGACGAUUUCUUCUCUUUUGCUAUCUUUUUUGUGCUUUUAGAAAUGCGCAUGUGUACUUCUUGUUCAUGCGAACGAUAUUGUGAGUUCGUCAUGUCGUGUUAGAUUCAACAGGUUGGUAUGG